This is a messenger RNA of Phacochoerus africanus (Common warthog), 1737 nucleotides long. RefSeq names its product RAB28, member RAS oncogene family (gene RAB28). Gene Ontology annotation, cellular component: Golgi apparatus; endosome. The transcript is spliced from 7 exons. Bases 217 to 882 code for a protein of 221 amino acids. NCBI's taxonomy places the organism in Eukaryota, Metazoa, Chordata, Mammalia, Artiodactyla, Suidae. The record is from RefSeq and is a predicted model, not a curated record. Gene Ontology annotation, molecular function: GTP binding; GTPase activity.
CGCGCGCAGGGGGAGGGGAGGCGGGCAAGAUGGCGCCCGGCGAGUGAUUCUCCCAGGAAACCUCCAGCGCCCGCGGAGACGCCGGGGCGGGGGGGGGUCCUGCCCUCCGCUGCCGCCCUUCCUCCUCUCCCCCUCCCCCGGAGACCCCCUCCCUUCCUGCACUCCUUCUGCGGGAGUGGGAGAGGGAGGGGAGGCGGGCCUGGUUCCUGGGACACCAUGUCGGACUCCGAGGAGGAGAGCCAGGACCGGCAACUGAAAAUCGUCGUGCUGGGGGACGGCACCUCCGGGAAGACCUCCUUAGCUACGUGUUUUGCUCAAGAAACUUUUGGGAAACAGUACAAACAAACUAUAGGACUGGAUUUCUUUUUGAGAAGGAUAACAUUGCCAGGAAACUUGAAUGUUACUCUUCAAGUUUGGGACAUAGGAGGACAGACAAUUGGAGGCAAAAUGCUGGAUAAAUAUAUCUAUGGAGCACAGGGAAUCCUUUUGGUAUAUGAUAUUACAAAUCAUCAAAGCUUUGAGAACUUAGAAGAUUGGUAUUCUGUGGUGAAGAAAGUGAGUGAGGAGUCGGAAACUCAGCCACUGGUUGCCUUGGUGGGCAAUAAAAUUGAUUUGGAGCAUAUGCGAACAGUAAAACCUGAAAAACACUUAAGGUUUUGCCAGGAAAAUGGUUUUAGUAGCCACUUUGUCUCAGCAAAGACAGGAGACUCUGUCUUCCUGUGUUUUCAGAAAGUUGCUGCUGAAAUCCUUGGAAUCAAGUUAAACAAAGCAGAAAUAGAACAGUCGCAGAGGGUGGUGAAGGCAGAUAUUGUAAACUACAACCAGGAACCUAUGUCAAGAACUGUUAACCCUCCUAGAAGCUCUAUGUGUGCAGUUCAGUGAGCGCGUUUCUCUUUUGUGUUGAUUGUUCCGGCUGCCCUUCGCCUCUGUGUGGGCCUGAGGACCUCUAGGAGCUUGUUUUAUCAGUGACCAUCUCUGUAGUUCAGUUAACACUUUCCUCUCAACUCACUUCAUCAUUACGUGUUGCCUUAGCCACAGGCAGCUCCUUGGACUGGAAAGAAUUCAACUUCGGGACCACACACUUUGACUUCAACAAGGAAAGCCCAUUCUCUGGAAUUAGACUGCUUCAUUGAAAAAGAAUAAUGUUGCUUCUCUUUGUGUCCUCACUUCUUUUUUCCCUAAUCUCAGUUUUUUUUAAACAAAUAUAAAACCUAUCCAAAUCUUGAUCAUCAGCCAGGAUUUUGCCACAGCACAGUUUCAUUCUCUCAUCAGAGCUCAUACCUGGUAAAGUAUGCCUCGGAGCGCAAACAUUUAAACAAGUAAUAUAUUUUAUCUACAGAUACUUAAGAAGGCAUUCUUUUGCUGUCUCUUGUAAGUGAAAAUAUAUAAAGCUGUAUCUAACUGAAAUGCUUGAAAUAAAGCUAUAAUAGAAAUAUUUUUUUCAUUUUUUAAAAAAGGGCCUAAAUUGUUUAUAUUGUAGCCGUAGCUCACAAAGUAGUGAGUAUUUGAUAUUGUAUUUUUAUUACUGUAUCACGGUCAUUAUGUAUUGUUUAAUACUCAGGUUAGGGGGCCUUGUGAAUUCAGAUGAAUGUCCAGCUGAUGCUCCAGGUAGACUUUCUCCUGCAGACCUCGUAAGAGUACUGCCAGAGGGAGUUAUGGCUGUUGUUGAAUCACUGUGGGGCGGAGUGUACCUGAUGUUCAGAUGUUCUUCUCCUACAAAUAAAUUUAUUUAAAUUA